This is a messenger RNA of Nomia melanderi (Alkali bee), 3678 nucleotides long. RefSeq names its product protein big brother. Gene Ontology annotation, cellular component: nucleus; core-binding factor complex. Gene Ontology annotation, biological process: regulation of transcription by RNA polymerase II. The record is from RefSeq and is a predicted model, not a curated record. NCBI's taxonomy places the organism in Eukaryota, Metazoa, Arthropoda, Insecta, Hymenoptera, Halictidae. Gene Ontology annotation, molecular function: transcription coactivator activity; sequence-specific DNA binding.
ACCCUAAUUCGGGAUCCAGCCGCCUUCCGUGUUCUGAGUCCUUUAGUUCUGACUGGAACGCCGAACGGCACUGUCCACUGUGCGCGGUUCUGUGCUCGUCGCCGGUGCCUUUGAUCCUUGUUCGGGAUACCGCUCGGAGAUACUUCCCUCGCAAGUGCUCGUAUCGCUGGACAGUCUUAAGAUGAUGCACACCAUGAGUGAACACGCCGGAGGAGCUGCCGGGCUGGGUGUCAGCGUGCUGCCCUUCGACGGCAUGGGCCUGUACGAGCAGAGGCGACCCAGGCUGAUCUUCAAGGUGCCCCGGGUCGUACUGGAUCAGAAGGGGAAGUUUGAGACGGACGAGUUGUUCAGGAGACUUAGCAGAGAGAGCGAGGUCAGAUACACCGGAUUCCGGGACAGGCCAGUCGAAGAACGUCGCGUGCGCUUCCAAAAUGGCUGCCGAGAGGGCCACACGGAGAUCGCGUUCGCGGCGACCGGAACGAACCUCCAGCUCGUUUUUGGCAGUGCAUCCGGAAAUUACGCAGUCGAGAUCAGCGACUGUGAUUUUGAGAAGGAUUGCGGCAAGGUCCACCUGAGAUCACAGUUGAUAAUGAACGGUGUGUGCGUGAUAUGGCGGGGCUGGCUCGACCUGGAGAGGCUGGACGGUGUCGGUUGCCUGGAGUUCGAUGAGAAACGCGCUGCCGAAGAAGACGCGAUCCUCCGUGACCAAGUGGAACGUUACAGCCAGCGUCAGCGCGACCUCGACGAGAAACAGAGAGCGUACAGGAGCAGUGCGCCCCACCUAAAUUACCAUCACCAUCACCACCACGGUCAUCACGUGAGCGGUGCCGGCACCGGCGCCGGAAGCGGGAUCGAGCCACAUUUGACGCACCGACAGGACCCCGAGAUGGAAGUGCGGCUGAGAGCCUACUGAGGCACCGAGAAAUCAUCCAGCAAGACCUCGUGAGUCUCUAGGGAUCAAAAACACUUGCUAUUCGAAGCUCGUAGAGCUGACGGCAAUAUUUCGGGCGCGUCGUCUCAUAGGGAACACCGUGGCAAGGAUGGGGAAGAAUCAUCGGAUGCCGAUGAAAGAUUUCGAUCGUUCGGUAUGUGAUCCUAACUGAUUUUCAGGUCUUAGACGAUCGAAUUUCGGAAGAUUAAAGCUUUAAAAUGGAUUCUGAGUAGAUUCGAAGAUCCUACGAGGUUUCUUCGGUUACUUUCUUCGAGCACUUUCUCCGUUUCUUGCCAAGGUGUUGGAAAAUAGGUGUAUCGUUAGGUGUAAGGUGUAAGCCAGUUCCGUUGUAAAGUAAAAUUUCUGUUCAGUCAGUGACGAUUAACAUGUGACGCUUAAUACAAAUCACUCGAAUCACUUUCUAUAAUCGUUAAUCGGGGUAAUGUGUUGAUACUGUACGUUUCGAGUUGAUUUACCGGCGUUGAUAUGAUUACACGCGUAACUUACGUAUAAACGGUAUAUUCGAAAUAACGUUGAUCGCGGCGCGUAAUUAAUGAUUGCAGAAAGUAAUCGCGGUCGAAUUAACAGUUGCAUAUUAAUUGUUGUCAAUCGGAUCGCCAGCUCCGACGAAAAUUUUACUUUCCCUCGCGAGGCGACUGUGAAACGUCGGAUUCAAGAUGGCGGACCGCCCGUUCGCGGGUCAUCAUCGCAGCGAAUUCCCGUCUUUCCAAAAGAGAUACGGUAGUCACAGCUGGGAGAUCGCUUGAUAUCUAUCAACAGUGAAUCGAUGUUCGAAGAUAGAAAUUGGAAAGUAAAAUCGAUACAUUUAACUAACGAAUGAGAAUUCUUCGAGUGACCGUCGAGUAGUCAUCGAGUGAUCUCCUAAGGUAUGCCACGGACAAGCUGGUUUCCGGUUUACAUAUCAAACCAUUACGAUCGGUGCGGAAGAACAAAAUGGCGUCGAUGAGUCCAGAUAUUCAGAAUCUUUUAAUAUUCUCGCGUGAGUAACGCUAAUUAUUUUACUAACUCUCAUUCGAAUCGAACGAACUUUAUCUUAGCGAUUUCAUUGAAAGUCCAACUUCUGUCCGUACCGUUCGUAUCUUUCGUUGAAUCGAGGAUAUACAGGGUGUAACGGGCGACUGGGGUUAACAUUUUACGUAUGUUUUGGAAUAAUGAUGUUCCGUGUUUUAACCACUUGCGGUGCAAAAAAAUUCACGCGUGCCAGAACAGUCAACUGUAACAAAACGCAUCAACUGCCGAUGAAAUUACGCACGUAUAAAUACUAAAUUCUUUUAUUAACACAUUGAACGCAGCACGAUUUCGCAGAGGAAAACACACAGAAUGGAAAAAUCAUUUGAUCGAAUUGCAUUACUAUUCCACGUUCAUCUAGCUGAACGUCAUUGCAUUAUGCAGCAUCACUUACAAUGUAGAAAUGCUUUCAUAUAAUUGUCGUUUCAUUGAGUGAACUAUAGCACAACAUGGCAUUCAACGUGUUAAUAAUCUUGCAUAUUAUAUUUUUCAAAUCAAUUCGGAAAAUUGACAUUUCUGUGACAGUUGUCUGUCGACGUGUACAACACGCCGACGUUCCUGUAGCAGAAGCACCUCGACGUGGCGCGUCUUUCCACCGGAAGUGGUUAAAUUUCAUGCGAAAUUCUUCUUUAUCCGUUCGAUUUCGUUCGUGCGGCAGCACCCUGUGCAAUAUAAUUGCUGGUGGCGAGGAAACGAUGGUCAGGUCGUUAAAUUGAUUGCCAGCGUACCCGAUACGGCGAACAACGGGGACGCUCGUGAUCAGUUUUCGACGGACCACCCUGUAUAUAGAAAAGAUAAGCUGGCAGUAUUCAUCCGUGUAUCAACACUGCGAGUAUCAUUGUAUGUAUUCCAUCCUCAGAGAACAAUGCGCACGGGAUUACAUAGGAUUAGCGGAUCCUCUUAAUCCACCGGUUAAUUUUUCGGGAAAGCAUUCUCUCUUACGAAACAAUCGAGCAGGCAAAAAACUUAACGGAAAUGCAAAUACCAAGGAGAACGAUGCUUCGAGUCGACGUGGAGAUAAUUACUUUGCGAGUUUUCCUUUGAAAUCAUAAAUUUUUCGAAAAUCCUUCCCUUUAAAAUUAAUCACGCAGGCAAACAAACUUAACGAAAAUUUGAAUAGUCGACGCGAAGAUAAUUACUUUACGGUUUUUCUGCUGAAACCAUAAAUUUUUUGAGAAACCGUUUCCUCUUUAAAAUAAUCACGCAGGCAAAUAAAUUUAACGAAAAUAUGAAUACCGUGGAGGAUGCUUCAAGUCGACGUGAAAAUAAUUAAUUUAAUUAAAUUUUUCGAAUUUUCAACCGUGGAAUGCAAUUACAUGGCAUUUCGAGCUCUACAAAGGUUUAGGUACAAUAUAUUGUAUAAUAUACAUAUCCAUUUUCUAAUUUCAUUGCAUUUUGGAGAAUGAAAUAUUUGAAAAUCGGGAAGCUUCUUUGUUGCAAAUAGACGCGAGCUGCAUUCUGAAGGCGACGAAUCAGAUUUUACGGUUACAAGAACGCGAGUGAAUAACAACGACGCGAGAUCCACGUUUUUAUUGAAUUGUACAUAUGUGUAAAGACAAUUUAGGUUAAUUUAUUGCAGUGUCGACCGCUUUCUUUCUCGGAUCGCGGGACUGAUGUGAAUCACCGACCGGGGAAUGCCUGGCGAGUGAUGAGUCCGAGCGCGGGGAAACCCGCGUCCGAUCGUUGACGCUUCGAUUGUAAAAAGCUGUUUAUCGAUU